Molecule: messenger RNA, 2000 nt
Organism: Brachypodium distachyon (stiff brome)
Lineage: Eukaryota; Viridiplantae; Streptophyta; Magnoliopsida; Poales; Poaceae
Product: neurofilament heavy polypeptide
Exons: 8
Coding region: 139-1644 (501 amino acids)
Biological process (GO): regulation of mitotic spindle organization; mitotic spindle assembly; activation of protein kinase activity
Cellular component (GO): nuclear microtubule; mitotic spindle
Molecular function (GO): microtubule binding; protein kinase activator activity
Source: RefSeq, a predicted model, not a curated record
CGUUAGGCUCCUCGACCCCAACGUUCUCCUUUUCCUUCUCCCCUCGCCUCUCCGAUCUCCCAUCCCCGAGACCUCGACCCCCAUUCCAAUUCCAAGCAAAACACCCCAACUCAUACGCAAAAAAUUCAAACCCUAGCCAUGGCGACGGGGGCGGCGGCGAAGACUCCGACCAAGCAACCGGUCCCCGGGGCGACGGCGAAGACUCCGGCCAAGCUCCCGGCCCCGGCGGCGCCGAAGACCCCGGCCAGACCCUCGACCACGGCCGCGGCGGCGAAGACCCCGUCCAAGUCCGCCUUGCGCGCGCGCGCCCCACAGGCCUGUGAGAACUCCGACCCGAACAUCCUCGCAUCCCCUCCCCCGCCGGCCUCGAAGUCGAAGACUCCGGUCAGGACCUCCGCACGGAAGAAGCGCUGCACGCCCGCGCCCGCGCCGCCGCCGCCGGUCCCGCAGCGGCGGUUCCUCGUGGCGAAGAAGGGCGCGCGGCGGAGGCACAACGGCGUGAGCGGUGGGGGCGAGUUCGACUUCGACAAGUGCCGCGAGGCCGCACGCGAGGCUCUGCGCGCGUCGCAUGAGGAGUUCUUCCGCAAGGAGCACGCGGCAUCCGCCUCCACGGAGGAGCAAUCGCAAAAGGAGGAUGAGGAGAAGGAGGAGGAAAAGGUGGCCCAGGAGGAAGCAAACAGUGGGGCCUUUCAGGAGAAGGAGGAGGAGGAAGAAGAAGCGGAUGUGGCGGAAUUGGAGGGUAGUAGCAAGGUGAGGGCGAUUAGGAGCAGAGUGAUGGCAAAGGCAUUGAAUACCGUGCCGGAUUCUGGGGCUGGCCGCGUCAAGCACCUGGUCCAUGCCUUCGAGAGCCUGCUCUCCAUCUCCGGCGCUACCUCUGACGCUGAUCGGGCCGGUGAGGAAUCCUGGGCGCUGCCUGGGCUGCAGCCUUGGAGGGACGAGAGCGACUUUGGGGUUUCGUCUGAUUUCCCCGACACAGAGCCGAGCAGGCGUUGUACUUCACUCGAUGGCAACAGCAACAGAUCGAGCUGGGACAGUAGGACGUCGGCCGGAGGGCAUAAGAGCCGGCGGAACUCAUCUGAAUCGUUACGGAGCAGCUGGAAUAGAAAGCUCAAGGUUACUAGCCAGCAUCCUUUCAAGCUGAGAACAGAGCAAAGAGGAAGGGCCAAAGAACAGCACUUUAUUCAAAAAGUACAGGAAAUGCUUAUUGAGGAUGAAAAGAAGCGCAUACAUAUUGCUCAAGGACUUCCCUGGACAACGGAUGAGCCUGAGUGCUUGAUAAAGCCACCGGUCAAAGAAAGGACUGAACCAGUUGACCUUGUUCUCCAUAGUGAUGUACGAGCACUUGAGCGUGCUGAAUUUGAUCAAUACGUAUCAGAGAGGAUCAAGUUUGGUGAGCAACUAAGAUUGGAGAGGGAACAUCAACAAAAGUUGGAGGAGGAAGAAGUGAUAAGGCAGUGGAGGAAAGAGCUUGUUCCUAAAGCGCAGCCAAUGCCUUAUUUUGAUCGGCCAUUUAUCCCCAAAAGGUCAUCAAAAACCACAACAAUUCCUAAGGAGCCAAACUUUCAUCUGCGGCCUGAAAAGCUAUCAUGUUACUGUCGACAGCGAUGCAUGGUCACUGGAAAGCUGAAGGGUGUCUCCUCAUGAGCAAUGUGAAAGUCAACAGCAUCCACCAAGAACUGCUCGACACACAUGAUAAUGCUUCCAAUCUAUUAGAGUACCUAGCUUCUUCCUGUUCACCAAGUGCAAAGAACCACAGCACCAUCAGAUUUCAUUUUGUAGCUUGGAUAUCACUCCAACUUCUGUUUUGUACAUGCGUUAUGCAAUACCAGUAGCUCUGUGCUUCAGAUGCGCACCACUCCGGGGUUGAAAGAACUGUUGUACAAGAAACCACGGAAGGGAAAUUGUAUUCCCAAGUUGAUUCUUGAAAAACUCGAAAUGUCGUUAUGUUGAUAUAUACAUCUGGAUUCUGAAAAAAAGUACCUUCUGGUGAUUAGCUGUUA